AUGAUCACUCCAGGAUAUGGUGACGUUUCUCGCAAUAUGAUACAAUUGAAAUGUUCUAUGCGACGUGCCACAAUAGCGGCUGUUGCAAUUUGGAUGAUAAUAUUCAUUUAUCUGGCAAUAAGUAUUUUCACGCUGCAAUCCAAAGAACGAGAAGACCGAAACGAACCACAGAAGAAAACUGAUCCACUGGUGAUCAAGUAUGAAGAAUCAAGGAAGAAAAUUAUUUCGCUGUAUGAGAAUAUCGAUGAAUUGAAAAGGUUGCUGUCGGAAAAAGACGCGUUGUUGAGUGGAAAUCCAAAACUGAAAUUGAUUCCUAUUGCUGGCAAUGGUAAAUCAGAGAGUCGUGAUGAAAUACCUCAUACCCUAUACACCAAAGACCAUGAAAUGGCUAGACGCAACUUGGACAAUUCAAUUAAGGAACUCUUCUACUACCUCAAUAGCCAGUUUGAACACGCUAAAUAUCUUUCGUUCGCAAAUCACGCUAUCAAUCAGACACUGUCACUGAUCGCUCAGUCAGCUGCAUUUUCGAGCGUUGACCGUGCAGAUCGGUGGCGUGAAAAGGCUUUGGCCAGCAUAUCUGAAGAAAUGCAAUUGCAUCUCGACAAACUUCAGCAUCCGUCCGACUGUGCAACAGCUAGGGCACUCAUAUGUACUCUGAAUAAAGGUUGUGGAUUUGGCUGUCAAUUGCAUCACGUAACGUAUUGUUUUAUCGUUGCUUAUGGCACCAAUCGAACACUGAUAUUACAUCGUGACGGUAAAGAAUGGAAUUACUCCGAACGUGGCUGGUCGGCCGCAUUUCGCCCGGUAUCCGGUUGCAAACAUGACCAAAUUUCCAAGGUAUUGCACUCGGAUCUGUGCUUGAGACUUUAA
Molecule: messenger RNA, 870 nt
Organism: Anisakis simplex (herring worm)
Lineage: Eukaryota; Metazoa; Nematoda; Chromadorea; Rhabditida; Anisakidae
Source: the annotation of a GenBank genome assembly